CCUCGCACCUGUGCCGCCGCUCAGUCCACUGCCGCCCGCGCCGGUGAGAGCGUCCCACGGGUGUCACGCGCGGUGUGGGUGCAGCCAUGGGUGCUAGUGGUCGGCCCAACGGCGCAGUGGCGGAGGGCGAGGCCAUGGAUUUCGAAACCCAGUACCGGGAGCUGUGCGUGGCGCUCUCCAAGCAGGGCCAGGUGACGAACCUGACCAAGGAGUUCAACUCGAUGACCUCGGACGAGUCGCGGGUGCGCUUUCUGCUGACGCUGGACUGCGUGCGCGCGCCAUCUCGUGAGCGCGCCUCGCGGCUCAAGUGUCCGGCGGAGAGCGGCCGACUGAGGUCGGCCGGGAACGCCGCCUACGGCCGGCGGGGCCAGGAGCGCGCCGCCCUGCAGCUGUACACGCAGGCCGUGCUGGCGGCGCCGGAGGGGGACGAGGCGCUGCCGCUGGCUCUGGCCAACCGGUCGGCCGUGCUGCUCAGCCUGGGACACCUGGGGCCGUGUCUGGCCGAUAUGAGCCGGGCGCUGCGGCACGGCUACCCGCAGCGGCUGCACAGCAAGCUGGAGCAGCGGCUGGAGAAGCUGCGGGAGCUGGCGCUGCGGGAGCCCUCCGCGGAGCUGCCGGAGACGCCGACCCUCAGCCCGGACCUCACCGACGAACAGGAGGAAACACUGGUCUCCGGGGAGGUUCUGAUGGUUGAGCAGCCGUACUGUGCCGUGGUGCUUCCGGAAGAAAGUGAACAGCACUGCCACCACUGCUGCCGCUGGUCACCGGCGCCUAUUGGCUGUCUGCACUGCGUAGAGGUGCGGUUCUGCAGCCGGCGAUGCCGAGCCGCCGCCUGGGAGCAGUACCACUCGGUCGAGUGCCCGAUCUACGGCCACCUGGUGGCUCUGGACGCUGGUCAGAUGGCGCUGCUGGCGGUCCGCUCGGUGGUGGUGGCCGGCUGGCAGCGGCUGGUGGCCAGUCAGGCGCAGAGCCGCGCCCCACUGCCCCCAGAGUACCGCUCUGACGACUACCGGCGCGUCCGUGAUCUGGAGGGGAACGUGUCCGCGCGCCCGGCGGCCGACCUCUUCAAACGCGCCCUGAUGGCCGUCCUCCUGGGCCGGCUGCUGACCGGCAGCAGUCUGGUGCCGGCAGAGAUGAGCACCAACGCUGGCACCAGCACCACUAGCAACGGCACCAUGAACGGCGAUAGCAACGGCACCAGUAUCAUCACCAGUAACGACAUCAGCACCAUCUCGGGCGCGGCCAAGCAGGCUCUGGUGACGGUCAGCGCGGAGCUACUGCGCCACCUGCAGACGUACCCGUGUAACGCGCACGAGGUGUCGGAACAGGUGCUGCCCGGCGGCGGGCUGGCCGGAGCCACCACUCGGCAGACGGGUGCAGCCGUGCUGCCGGCGCACAGCCUCACCAACCACUCGUGCGACCCCAACGUGUUCCGCGGCUACCACGGCACGACUGCAGUGCUGCGCGCGCUGCGUCCUCUAGCCAGCGGAGAGGAGCUGUGCGACAAUUACGGCUACCACUACGCCCUAAUGCCGCGCGAGGAGCGCCGCAGGGGCCUCGCCCGCCAGUACUACUUCGUCUGCCAGUGUACGGCGUGUGUGGCCGACCUGCCCACGUACCCCGACAUCCCCAGCGGGCCGCCGCGGCCCGUCUGCCGCACGUGCGGCGGAGAGGUCGCCACGUGUGGUCACGUGGCGGACGUGGCGGCGUACACGGCUGACGUGGCACGUGCGGCGGGUCAGCUGGAGGAGGCGGUGGCCGAGGUUCUGCACGGCGAGGCCAGUGCAGAGGUCAGGGGCCGGGUCGGUCGGCUGGUGACCCUCCUGGACAAACGCGUGGCGCUGCCCUGGAGAGGCCUGAAUGAUGCGCAGGAGGUGUUCAAGAUGUGCUAUCUGGUCGAUGGCGAUGUGAGUCCUGGUGCUGAGGGCACUGAUUGCUAAACGCAGAGUCAUAGUUGUGAUAUGUUACCCAAGUUGUGUUGUUGACGUUUGCUAGGCGCUUCGUUAGAGCUAAACAUACGGAUGCUGCAUUAGUCAGUUUGUGAUGACUGAUGAAUAUGGCUGUCUUUCUAACCCUUGUUGUAAUUAUUACCGUUAUUAGGUUCAUUACCUACCUACGUGUUAUCAUGAUGUGAAAUAUAUCUUCACUGAAC
Molecule: messenger RNA, 2152 nt
Organism: Amphibalanus amphitrite
Lineage: Eukaryota; Metazoa; Arthropoda; Thecostraca; Balanomorpha; Balanidae
Product: SET and MYND domain-containing protein 4-like
Exons: 3
Coding region: 87-1940 (617 amino acids)
Molecular function (GO): protein binding
Source: RefSeq, a predicted model, not a curated record